Messenger RNA from Sapajus apella (tufted capuchin), 529 nucleotides. RefSeq names its product transport and Golgi organization protein 1 homolog. NCBI's taxonomy places the organism in Eukaryota, Metazoa, Chordata, Mammalia, Primates, Cebidae. The record is from RefSeq and is a predicted model, not a curated record. Gene Ontology annotation, biological process: protein secretion; endoplasmic reticulum to Golgi vesicle-mediated transport; vesicle cargo loading. The transcript has 5 exons. The annotation marks the transcript as partial. Gene Ontology annotation, cellular component: endoplasmic reticulum exit site; endoplasmic reticulum membrane.
AUGGAAAAGGUGACAAUCCUGCAGGAAGAACCUGUGAUUGUAAAAUCAAUGCCGGGAAGACGAAAUACACAAAACCCUCCCCAGAGAGGUCCUCUGAGCCAGAAUGGCUCCUUUGGCCCAUCCCCUGUGAGUGGUGGAGAACGCUCCCCUCCACUGACAGUGGAGCCACCUGUGAGACCGCUCUCUGCUACUCUCAGUCUAAGAGAUAUGCCUAGAAGUGAAUUUGAUCCAGAAUCUGGUACAGCUGCCAUGAUGGACAACAGCUCAAGAGGCUCUUCCCCUACCAGGGCGAUGGAUGAAGGCAAGCAAACUGUUCUCCAAGAGCCUGAAGUCCCCUCAGUUCCCAGCAUUACAUCUUCAGCUGAGCAUCCAGUAGCAGUGAAUAUGAUUCCAAAAGGGCCCCCUCCUUUCCCAGGAACCCCUCUUAUGAGCACCCUCAUGGGAGGCCCUGUACCACCACCUAUUCGAUAUGGACCACUACCUCAGUUCUGUGGACAUUUUGGGCCUCGGCCAAUUCCUCCACCCUUUG